GCUUGCACAAUUUUGUAAAUAGUGUAGAGCUGUCAAAGAUGGCAAGGUUAUUGUAAGCAGCGCGUGAGGGAUAUAUUUAACUGUCGUUUCAAAAGUUGUGGCGGAUGAUCUUUCCAUAAUAUCGGAAGUAUAGUUUGAUCUCAAUUUUUUUGCGUCGUCUCAGUUACAUUUUCUCUCAAUCAUUUGCAAAAUUUGCACUGUAUCCAUGCGCUUUUUACUAAUACCAGAAAAUAAUGGCUUUUAGAGAAACGAUUGUUUGUUAGUGUAGCACAAUUAGUCUACGAUUUUACUUGAAGACUGUGUCGUGUUUACUGGAAUCAAUAAACUUCUUAUUUCCAUUCUUUGGAACAUCAAGCCUCUACAGUCUCAGCCUCAACAGUCCCAGCCUCUACAGUCCCAGCCUCUCAUUGCCCCCCCUGUCUCCAGCAGCUCCCGGUGGGCCGCCAUGGUGAACAGCCAGGCGUCGUGCGGCGGGGCAUCCCCGAGGUCGUGUGCAGGGUGCGGGGGGAAGAUAGCCGACCGCUUCCUGCUCUACUCCAUGGAGCGCUACUGGCACACGCGCUGCCUCAAGUGUUCCUGCUGUCACGCGCAGCUGGGCGACAUCGGCACCUCCUGCUACAGUAAAGGGGGCAUGAUCCUCUGCAGGAGCGACUACAUCAGGUUGUUUGGGCACAGUGGGGCAUGCAGUGCCUGUGGCCAGUCUAUCCCUGCCAACGAGAUGGUGAUGAGGGCACAGGGUAACGUCUACCACCUCAAGUGUUUCUCCUGCGCCACCUGUAGAAACAGGCUCAUGCCGGGCGAUCGCUUCCACUACGUCAACGGCACCAUCUUCUGUGAGCACGACCGGCCGGGCUCGGCCCUGCUCAGCAGCCACCUGCCCCCCCUGCAGUCGAACCCAGCUCUGACCGACCAGAAGGUAUGUUGAGUGAAUAGAAGCAGGUGCCGCCUCCAGUAGUUGCCAUCGUCUCCCGAGGACUCCUCACCCCUGAUGCCGUGUUUGUGGAUUCUUUUGUUGAAGUCUUUUGACCAUGGGACCGUUCACUGCUUACUGAGUCACCCUGAGAUGUCAGAGACGAUAGCCAACAUCCAGCCUCCACUUUGAAUGGAAAGGAACCCAGAAAGAACGAGUUGGACCUCCAGUCAAAUGAACUGCUUCUUUGAAGGACUGGGUCUACCUGUUACCGGUGGCUGAUUUCCCAACUGUUUGCAUAUCCAAACCUUGAGCGAAGAGCGUGACUCUUGAGGAUGCAUCUCGUGAUGUACAGUAGAAUGUGGCUUAUUCCCUACCGUGGCUUUCACCUUUUUAUCAGAGGAGGAAAAUCCCAGAAGAAGCUCUUGACGAUAGUUGACUACAAAGGAACUCUGUUAUACAUUGGUUCCGCAGGGGAAAGGGACCAUUUCUGUCUUGAAUGUCUGUUUCUGUCUCCAUUGGCCGAUUCAUGAUUCGUGUCACUUCCUGUUAUUCUACUGUCUUAUUUUGUGGUUUUAGGGAACCAAACGAAAAUGGCAACCAUGAAAGAUAAAUGUCCAUUCUUUUCAUGAUGGUACUGUGUGUUCUCUAGUAGAGUUAUAUUUCUUUAUUUCAACCGAUGCUUGCUCAACAUGUGAAAUUGAAACAAAAAAUCCUAUUAAAAGAUUUUACUGUA
Messenger RNA from Hypomesus transpacificus, 1646 nucleotides. It is a transcript of the gene lmo4lb, whose product is annotated as LIM domain transcription factor LMO4.1. The record is from RefSeq and is a predicted model, not a curated record. The transcript has 5 exons. Lineage: Eukaryota; Metazoa; Chordata; Actinopteri; Osmeriformes; Osmeridae. The coding region runs from base 446 to 925 and encodes 159 amino acids.